AUGCCUCGGUCACGACCCGCGACAACAGGCUAUGAACGCCUCGCACAGGCCGACGACUUCAGCGACGACUCAGAAGAGGAUCCUCUCACCCAAUCAUACGCAUCUCUCCAGCCCGCAGCUGCACCCCGAUAUGGCCCUGCUUCGCAGCCGCGCCAUCGCUCCGGCAUGGCCAGUCCCAAAUCGUUGACCUCAUCUUCUCAACCCAAAUUCCGUCACCGUUCAGGAAGUAGCGCUGGUGUUGAUUUGAAAGCCAUCAAUGCUCGUCUAGAGCGCUGGGCCGACGAGAUUGCGUCGCGUUUCAAGCGCAAGGGCAAGAAUCAGCAUGGCGAAGAGGAGCGCCUUGAAAUUCACUAUUCUGUCUUUCAGCCUCCCGAGGGUGUUCGCCCGGUGACUGCUGAGAGUACCGCAGUGCCGCAUGAGGGUGUCAUGUCAAAGGCAGAGUUUGAGGUCAUUGUCGAAAGCGUAAGGAGCGCUAUCCGACAAGAAAUUCACCCUAGCAUGAUUUCGCAGGGCAGUUCUGGCAGUUACUUUGCCCGCAAUCCAGAUGGCAAGAUUGUGGGUGUUUUCAAACCCAAGGAUGAGGAGCCUUACGCAGCAGGAAAUCCUAAAUGGAACAAGUGGAUUCACAGAAACUUGUUCCCAUGCUGCUUUGGACGAGCUUGUCUUAUUCCUAACCUCUCGUAUGUAAGCGAGGCAGCUGCAUACGUCCUUGAUUGUCAACUGAGAACACACCUUGUUCCAUAUACCGAUGUCGUAUGGCUUGCCUCCAAGUCUUUCCACUACCCUUUCUGGGAUCGCCGCAAAUUCCAACGCAAGAAGACCCCCCUUCCUGCGAAGCCGGGCAGUUUCCAGGUCUUCCUGAAAGGAUUUAAGGAUGCCAAUGUUUUCCUUCGUGAGCAUCCUUGGCCAGAUCAGUACUGGUCAGGAUUCCGAACAAACGACAACCAAAACAAAAAGAAGAAGAGAUGGACCGAAAGCUGUCGCCCUUCAGGAAACGCCUCCCCGAAUGACGGAUACAAUAGCGACGACGAAGAAGCUGCUCAAGCCGCGAAUCUCUUGGGUCCUGAUAAUUUCAUUUGGACCGAGAAUCUCAAGGAGUCGUUGCGCGAGGAGCUCGAGAAACUAGUCAUUCUCGACUACAUAAUGCGAAACACAGAUCGAGGCUUGGACAAUUGGAUGAUUAAAGUGGACUGGGAGACAGGCAAAGCCUCAAUAGCGUCAGACCCAAUUCAACUGAAUAUGGAACCAGUUGCGGAGGAGGAGGGCCCUCGACCUGUCGACUUGUCUCAGCAAGGACCUCGUGCUACAAGAGCAUCGUACCCAUACAAGCAACAGAGACCGAUGAGUGCUUCUAGUCGGAAACAUGUCGGAAACGAGCCGGUUAUCACAGUUGGAGCCAUUGAUAACUCAUUAUCAUGGCCCUGGAAGCACCCAGAUGCUUGGAGAAGUUUCCCUUUUGGUUGGCUGUUCCUGCCCGUUGAUCUCAUCGGUCGUCCAUUCUCUCAAAAGACGAGAGACCACUUUCUCCCUCUGCUGACAUCGACCUCGUGGUGGACGCAAACAGUUCUCUCGCUGAAGAGAGUGUUCCAAAUGGAUGUCGAUUUCCAAGAGCGCAUGUUUGCGAAGCAGGUGGCAGUCAUGAAGGGACAGGCCUGGAAUGUCGUUGAGACGCUCAAGACUCCGGACCAUGGCCCUCUUGAACUCACUCGCAGAGCACGAGUUUGUGUUUGGGACGAUCUGGUCGAUGUGCCUGUUGCGGUUCCUAUGCGUAAUACGUCUUCAGAAGCCCGCCGCAAUCCCCACGUUCGUCAAUCGAUGGAUGAAGCCGACAUUGCAAGCUCGGCCCCUGCUAAUAACCCUCCAAUCGAAGACCUUCUUGGCCUCGCCAGUGCGCCCGCAGAUAUGCCCCAUCCGGGUCGGUUCGAGCUCUCAUCCCCCACCGGAGAAACGGCUCUAUCGCCAGGCGAGCAAAUGUCAAGUGAACCCAACUACUUGGCACCAACAGAGCAGCAGCACAGUGGAGAUGUGACUGAACGUCCGGCCGUCCGGCCAACUGGAGUUAGGAACAGUUACCAAGGACCAGUUCGCGCACUGAACAUGUACGAGCCCGCACGCCAACAAGCAUCGCGGCGGCAGCGAAGAUAUUCAUUCGCCAAUGCCGCUGCUCGUCGCAACAGCAACUCCGUUGCACAGCAGUACUAUGGUGACCAUGAAAACUACACGGAUGAUCUGGAAGGUGAUCUAGGAUAUGCUGCAGCAGAGGGACAAAUGGGAAAUCAACGAAAGGUCAUUGUGGAGCGGCUCGAGGCCGUCAAAAGUAGGAACCCCGUCUUUGAAUGCUGGUGA
Molecule: messenger RNA, 2346 nt
Organism: Fusarium coffeatum
Lineage: Eukaryota; Fungi; Ascomycota; Sordariomycetes; Hypocreales; Nectriaceae
Exons: 3
Coding region: 1-2346 (781 amino acids)
Biological process (GO): endosome organization; phosphatidylinositol phosphate biosynthetic process; Golgi organization
Cellular component (GO): fungal-type vacuole membrane; lysosomal membrane; endosome
Molecular function (GO): 1-phosphatidylinositol 4-kinase activity
Source: RefSeq, a predicted model, not a curated record